GUCGCGCGCGCGUGUGCCCGUGUACAACAGCUGCAGCGGCGAUGUGCGGUUGUUGUGCGUAUUAUAUAGGUACUUACGCGUAGUUAUUACAAUAUUAUUAAAUUCGUAUUGUUUUGAUGAUAAUAAUAAUAUUAAUAAUAUUUUACAAAGCGUGUGCGGUUUCGUAUGUUCUGUGCGACGAGUUGCUGUGCCGUCGCCCAAGUGUGUGUGUGUGUGCGCGCGAGCGAUUCGACUAUCCGCGAAAAGUCAGUUUUAUUUUUUCCGACCAUCAUAACAUUUCCAAGUGUUUUUGGCUGAGCUUGCAUUUCGCUUUUACCAUCUACGGCCUUGUUGAGGUAGAUUUUUCCGCGUUCAAGUUCCCAUUUCCUAGUGGUUGUCCAUAUAUAAUACGAUCCACAMGUCAAUUGAUCUACGUGGAAUGAAAUAAUAUAACUGAUUACGUUACGCAGUGUUGCGCACGGGCGAACUGAACAGACGGUGUGACCGGUUGACGGCGGCGAUGACAGCGACGGCGACGACGAUGACGCCGUGAGUGACAGGACCCGCCAACAGCUGCAGCAGCAACAGAAACAGCGAGAUAGAGUGAUAUGUCGUCGUCGUCGGGUGAGCCGCAAAAAAGCCGACGGGUGUCGAGUAACCUGUGCCGGAGCGCGUCCGCGUCCCUCGGCCACUUGGACAGGCGCCGCGGCGACGGCAGUGGCACGAUGACAGCCGGUGGCUGCGACGACGGCUGCGGCGGCAACGCGUCGUCCGUCGGCGGCCGCGACGAYGACGAUUACGGCCACGGAGACCACCACGAUUUCGGCCAUGAAGGCCACGGUGGGUGCGACGGCGGGUCCGCAUCAGGAGGCGGCCACGUUCUCCGCCGUCACCAGUCCGAGUUCGGGUCACUGAACUGCCUGCACAACAGGCCUCGCACGCUCAUGGAGUCGCUGCUCAUCGCUAAAAUGGAGCGGGCCUCGCUCAACGGCGGCGGUGGUCACCAGUACGGAUCGCACCCGUCGCUGGUGCGCACCGACUCGAUCGGCUCGACCAGUUCUCUGGACUCAAUGUCGUCGAUGAGCAGCGACCUUUGUCGGUGCGACGACUGUCUGCUGGGCAUCUCCGACCUGCUGUACAUCAACACUUCCGGGUACGAGGGACGCCGCAGAAAGCAUUCCGGAUGGCGAAAGUUGAGAAAUAUUGUCCAAUGGACGCCGUUCUUUCAGACCUACAAGAAACAGAGGUAUCCGUGGGUACAGCUAGCCGGACACCAAGGUAAUUUCAAAGCCGGUCCGGAACCUGGUACGAUCCUCAAGAAACUCUGUCCCAAGGAACAGUUGUGCUUCCAAGUGCUGAUGAAGGACGUGCUGAGACCAUACGUUCCCGAAUACAAGGGUCACUUGACCACCGACGACGGAGACCUAUAUCUUCAGCUAGAAGACUUGUUGGGUGACUUCACUUCGCCGUGCGUCAUGGACUGCAAAAUCGGUGUCAGGACAUAUCUAGAAGAAGAACUGGCGAAAGCCAAAGAGAAACCCAAAUUGAGAAAAGACAUGUACGAAAAAAUGAUUCAGAUCGACCCGAACGCACCAUCAGAGGAGGAACACCGGCUGAAGGGUGUGACAAAGCCCAGGUACAUGGUUUGGAGAGAGACGAUUUCGUCGACGGCCACGUUAGGCUUCCGGAUCGAGGGUAUCAAGAAAAGCGACGGAAAAUCGAGCAAGGACUUCAAGACGACAAAGAACCGGGACCAGGUGAUCGAAGCGUUUCGAGAUUUCGUCGCCGGUUUCCCGCACGUAAUCCCAAAGUAUAUCAGCCGACUGAGAUCGAUCAGAGACAUGCUGGUGGAGUCCAAGUUUUUCACUACGCACGAGGUGAUCGGCAGUUCGCUGCUGUUCGUGCACGACAGUAAGAAUGCCAACAUAUGGCUUAUCGACUUCGCAAAGACGCUCGUACUUCCGCCRGACAUCCGGAUCAACCACACAUCCGAGUGGGUAGUGGGCAACCACGAAGACGGAUACCUGAUCGGCAUCAACAACUUGCUGGACAUAUUCACUGAGAUGAAUGCCGCGACUGCGUUUCCAGUCACUCUCAUCGAAGUCACGGCCCCAUCCGAAGUCGUCUGAACGCCGUCGACCGGACCAGUACCCAGACUCCCGCGACCAACUCACCGGUCAUCCUGCAAUUCCCGUGACCCACUUGCUGGUCUUCCGAACCGCGUGACCACCACGUCGACAACGUAAUAUAAUAUAUGUCGCCUGGCGCAAAAACAAAAACCAAAUUAAAAUUUUUUAAAUAACACUUUCGAUGUUCGAAGACAAACCAAGUCCCGACAUACUGCAGGAUUCGUUUUGAUUGCGACGAGUKUUUAAUCAUAUAAUUUAUAUCCCCCCACUCACCCCCUCCUACACCCAACCCGAUUUUUGGCGCACCAGAGGAUUUGCCAUCAGUAUUAAAACAAUGAUCUAUAAUAAUAGAAGAUAAAAUAUGAAUAUAAUAUAAUUAUACAUCAUCACGGUGUGUUGUAUAUGUAUAUUAUAAUACUAAUA
Molecule: messenger RNA, 2531 nt
Organism: Diuraphis noxia (Russian wheat aphid)
Lineage: Eukaryota; Metazoa; Arthropoda; Insecta; Hemiptera; Aphididae
Gene: IP3K2
Product: Inositol 1,4,5-triphosphate kinase 2
Biological process (GO): inositol phosphate biosynthetic process; phosphatidylinositol phosphate biosynthetic process
Cellular component (GO): nucleus; cytoplasm
Molecular function (GO): inositol hexakisphosphate kinase activity
Source: RefSeq, a predicted model, not a curated record